ACGGCUUUCUAGCUUUAUUAGCUCUAGAAUCCUUAGUUGACCUAUCAGAUUUCCCGGCUUUAAUUUACUUUAUGGAUUUGCCUGUGGACGUCGCUAAAUGCCUUUUUCUAUACUAUGAGGUGAAGAGAAGGCAGCUUCAGUCACACCUCUAAGGUUGUAGUAGGGCAAUUUGACAUUGCCCCUGUAAUACCUGAUAGUUAUUAUAACGUGGACAUCAUUUAUUUUUAGUAUUUUCAGCAACAGAAUCUUCAAAAUAGAACUCUUCUGUUGUGACUAAAUGGACAACUGAUAUAGAUGGUCUUGAAUUUCCAUUAAGUAAUAACACAGAUAACAAGAUUGUAAUUUUCGUUUCUUUAUCGAAUAACUCCUUAAGACGGGAACCACAAAGUUCUGGCGGUUGCUUUGACGAUUCCAAAUCACGUACUAUAUCAUUAAACUCUUUGAAUAAUCAAAUGUGGCUUUUCGGAAUUGGAACCAGGUGUGAUGUGGGCUGUUCCUCAUGGACUCCCGAAGAUUAUUAUCUUCAUUAUUUCCCAAAGUAAUAUCUUGCCAAUUCAAACUUGACACAGAAAAUAUGGGAAACCCACUCUUGGUUUUAAUUCCAAUUACAACUCAAAAAUACACGCAAUGCUACCUGUGAACAAAAAAGAAUCUAAAGAACAUAUUGAAAAGUGACGAGAACACAAUGUUGUAUGUAAGACUGUGGUUAGUGUCAUAUAUGAACCACAUCUGUUAGUGUUCAUGGUUCGCGUCCUUAGUGGUAGAUAACCUAACUAUUGCAUGUUAUUUUGGAAAGAAUACAAACAGUUUGUACAUAACUAAAUACAAUUUGAAUUUAGUUAUUGAACGCUAAGUAUGUCGAAGAAAAUAAGAAGAUUUGUUCAUUUAGAUUUAAAAGGAGCUCCUCCAAAGCCAUCAUUCUUAGAAACAUUUUUUCCUUUAUUGACAACUCUGGGAGUCAAAGGGUUGUUAGUAGAAUGGGAAGAUAGUUUUCCCUACACUGGAGACAUUCAGGACAUAGGAAGCCUUGGGUCAAGUAGUGCUAGUGGUGGUCAUUAUAUUCCAAAAGAGGCAUUAGAAAUUAUGAAAUUAGCCAAAGUACAUUCUCUGAUGACAAUACCCUUGAUUCAAACCUUUGGCCACAUGGAAUUUGUAUUAAAACACAGUAAGUUCAAACAUUUACGAGAAUACAAUAUAUCUCCAAGCUGUAUAUGCCCUAGUCAAGAGGAUAGCUUGAACUUAAUAAAAGAAAUGAUUGAUCAAAUGUUAGCGUUUCAUGCAGAUAGUGAAUAUAUUCAUAUAGGUGCUGAUGAAGUAUGGCAUUUAGGUCAGUGUGAAAAAUGUACUGCUAAAAUGGAAAUAUUGAAGUACAAACAACAUUCUUUAUGGUUAGAUCAUGUAGUUGCUGUGGCACAAUAUGUGAGAAAUAGAUAUCCUAAUACUAAAGUUAUGUUAUGGGAUGAUAUGUUUAGGAACAUUGACGAAGCUAUUCUAAAAGAGUACAACAUAGGAGAAUUAGUUGAACCAAUGGUUUGGUACUAUCAUACUUUAGACGAUUUUUUCUCUCCUAACUUAUGGAACAAAUAUUGUAAUGUAUUUCCUCAUCUAUGGGGAGCUACUGCCUUUAAAGGAGCCACAGGUAGUCGACAGAUUAUGCCUAUACCUUAUCAUCAUAUUCAAAACCACGAAUGUUGGAUUCGAGGUUUGGCUUUGUACAAUGAUCAAAUUAAAAACUUCCAUGGUUUGGUACUGACAGGGUGGUCUAGGUACGAUCAUUAUGCAACUUUGUGUGAAUUGUUGCCUUCUGGAAUACCAUCCUUAUGUAUUUGUUUAUUAACUUUGGAAAACGGAAAAUAUUCACCAGAAAUUAUCCAGUCAGAAAUGACCUCACUAGGUUUCAUUCUUCCAAACAUACAUAUGGAUGAUACUACAAUUGUUCCUCAAUUUCCUGGUAGUCAGCUUUACAUCAAUAUGGACUGGUUGAAUCAUUUCAUCAGGAAAUAUAAAAUAGAAAUUGAUAGUGAAAGAUUCAACACAUGGUUCAAUCAUUGGCAAAGAAAUACCAAAUAUACAACCCCUUAUCACGUCAAUUCAAUGAAAAGUACAAUAAAUUCGCUCUUAAGCGAAAUUGAGAAAUUAGAAGAUUUUAUAACUUCAUCUAUACAUGAUAUUUAUUAUGAACACACAGUUGAGGAAUUGUAUGGUACUUUGAUUCAUCCAAUUAAAGAAAACCUCUACAAGUUGAAUCAAUAUUGCCUUUUGCAAAAUGAAGAAUGUCCCACAAAACCUAAGCCAAUUGAUUAAAACAAGACUACACACCUGUCGUAAGCGUACCUGAGUAAUUCUGAAUGCAUGGUUUAUACUUCAAUUUUCGUAGUGCAUUAUUAGUUAUGAAAUGUAUUUUAUAUUUUUCUACAAAAAUCUGUCGAGGUUAUAAAAAGCCAAAGAUUAAAUGAUAUGGAGACUCUAGAGUAAAGGAUUUAUUUUAUUUAAAAAAAAA
Diorhabda carinulata is the source of this 2500-nucleotide messenger RNA. RefSeq names its product hexosaminidase D-like. Bases 856 to 2304 code for a protein of 482 amino acids. The transcript has 10 exons. The record is from RefSeq and is a predicted model, not a curated record. Gene Ontology annotation, molecular function: hexosaminidase activity. Gene Ontology annotation, biological process: carbohydrate metabolic process. NCBI's taxonomy places the organism in Eukaryota, Metazoa, Arthropoda, Insecta, Coleoptera, Chrysomelidae.